GUUUAAUAUACAGAGAAAUAUGGCGGAUAUUCUUGGCUCCCCGAAGUACUACAUUUACAGAGGAUUUGAAGCAUUUAAGAUCGUCAGAAAAAUGGACUACUUUCUGGGAGAGCCAUUACAACAGGAAAUUUUCGAAAGUAUUAUUAGAUCAAUAAAAAUAAUGUUAAAUAAGGAGCACCCACGAGCUCGAAUUGAGCCGAAUGCUGAAAUGAUGGACAAGGAAUUUCAAAGAGAAGCAGAAAGCAGUGAAUUGAUUGACAGUCCUAGACUUCGAGGUUCGGAGAAUGAAAGCCGAAGCAAUUGUCGGUAUGAAGCUGUGGAUCUCGAUGAGCCCCCGGGAAAAUCCCUUACCCCGUUACCCUCCUGGUAUUGGUCUCCGUGGGACGACGGAAUUCGGUCGUCCUAUUAUGACCAUGCUUCAAAACUAUCCUCAGAACAGAACAGAAGAUUUACAUUUCAACACAAAAGAAGUCAAUGAUGAUGGUGAUGAUGACGAGAUCUCACGAUCUUCAUCAUCCGAAUACCCGCUAUCAUCAUCCGAGUCUUCUACUUGCGAUUCAUCAAGCGAUAUUUUAUAUAUAUUGCAUUUUAUUAUUAAGGCGUUAUUUAAAUUUUAACUAUUUUUAUUGUUUCUUUGUUUUUUUUUCAAGAAAUUUCACUUCUUCUUUACCAGUAUCCCUCUGUUAUUCUUAGAUAUAACCAA
This is a messenger RNA of Nezara viridula (southern green stink bug), 703 nucleotides long. The record is from the annotation of a GenBank genome assembly. Lineage: Eukaryota; Metazoa; Arthropoda; Insecta; Hemiptera; Pentatomidae.